AUGCGGCGGUCGGCUGCGAACGACCGAGACCUCCAGAUCUUCUACGACAACACCGCACCCCCAGGCCAAGGCGAAAAGUCGACUCCCCGUCUCUGUCGCGCCACCCCCGAGGGACCGCCCGACGAACGAGCUGUCGAUGUAUGGCCAGCGAUGACUUCGUCCAACGCAGCCAUGGCCGAGAGCAGUGGCCAUGGCACAUCGCUGCCGCCUGCCGCCCCCGAUGAACUCGCAGAUGCUCGCCCGGACCCAGGUCCAAGUCCAGGUCCAGGUCCAGUUGAGGAUGCACCACCGCCACCAGCACCACCGACACCGAGAGUAGCAACAGUAGCAACAACAGCAACAACUUCAGACGCGCCCUCGGCCCAGGCCUCUGCACAGGAUUCCGAUCCGAGUUCAAUACAACAAGACGCGCCCGCCCCAGAGCCAGUUUCCCAGGCCCACCCCGAACCUAACAAUGACAAUGCGCCCGAGGCAGAUCAUCACGUCUUCGAGUCGGCCGAGCAGCCGCCGGCCCAGCAGCAGCAGCAGCAGCAGCAGCAGCAGCAAGAGGCUUCGCAACAGGAACCCCAGGACCAAGGGCAGACCUCUGCUGUCGCCUCUCCCGCUCCCAAUUCCGCAUCUGCACUGCCGCCGGCCAUGCCCCCCGUCUCGGCUUUUCAGCAGCUUCGCGACCAAUACAUGCCGUCGCCACCAACCGUGUCGCCCCUCUCGACACCUGCCGUGACUGCGGUACACAGCACCAACGGCGACGGCGCGCUCGACGACGACGACGACAACACCGACUUCCCCAGGCUGAACGACGAGAGGCCCGCGGCCCACCCGGACCCCGACGCCAUGGACAUUGAUCAGUCUCUCGCCUCCCAGCAGGCGCAGGCGCAGUCGCAGUCGCAGUCGCAAGGCUAUGCAGCCGUCGCCACCACCGACGACGACAUCGCCUACCCGCCUCAGACCCUGCCUUCGUCGACCCGCGCCAAUAUGUCCCGCCAUGCGUCCCUGUCGCACGUUGACCCGGCCGCCUACAUGAUCAGUCUGGCUCAGGCCAACCAGAUAGGCUUCAACUACGAAUACCCCGAUGCCAUUGCCCCAUCCGAGAUCUCAUUGGCGGCAUCCCAGUUCCAGGACGAUGACAACUACGAGCAGACCUCGGCAAGCGUCGCAGCUAGCCAGAGCCAGAAGCUGGAGUCGUUCGCGACCAUAGACUUUGCCGACAGUGAGUUCCAGAUGACGACCUACGCCGUCAUCAUUGGCCGCGACCAGAGAGCGAUGCAGCAGGCCCGCAAGGACGAACGUCGGGCACAGCGCUAUCAAGAGGCUGUCGAACAGAAUGAGGCCAUGGGUCUCCCGCCGCCGACGCCGGUAGGCAGGAGCAAGGGCAAGUUCAGCAAGUCCUACGUCAGCGAAGAGGGAGGCAUGCUCGGCCCAGAGUCCGACGGCGAGGAUAGCAACGCGCCUGUGGGCAAGGCCCCCUCGGAGCACAAUGACCCGGAAGACGAGCCGAGAGGGAUUGCCAAGUCAAAUCGGCAGUAUGUUUCUCACAGCGAAGGGGCUGCUGCCAUUGAUCUCAGCAGCCUGCAGCCAUCCACCUCGCAUGUGCCCUUCGUCGGCAUCCACUCCCCAGGACCAAACAUCGCGGCAAGGACCAAGUCCAUCUCGAGGAAACACAUGAAGAUCCAGUUCAACGAGCGGAGGGGCGUCUUCGAGGGCAUAUCACUGCACAGAAAUGGUUUCUUCUGUGAUGAUGUGCAUUAUGGCUUGAACAAACCUGCUACCCUUCGAUGCGGUGCCCGUCUCCAGAUCAAGGACGUCGACUUCUCAUUUCGAAUCAACGGCGUUGAACUCGGUAAGACCGGUGCUGAAGAAUUGGAUGAAGAGACGUCCAGCAAGGUGUGCUCUGUUGGUGGCAAGGAGAUGAGCCUAGAAUUUGAGCAUGAUGACAAGAAGCACCUCCGUGACACUAGCGAUUCACUGUCGCCCAUUCCACAUCAACCGACUCCGUCUCCACUGUCAGAAGACGGGGAGCCACCCGCAGACGAAAUCAUGGGGGAUAUUGUUGAGGCGCCGAUAGAGGAACAAGUGGAGCAGCUUCAGCAGCAGCAGCAACAACAACAACAACACCAACAGCAGGUGGGAGAACAAGCGGACUCCGCCAUGGCUGCCCACAUACCCAUGGACAUCGACCCCAUCAUGCAGCUAGCCGAAGCAACUGGAGACUUUGGGUCUGACUUCAUGAUCCCCCAACUUCCCCGAAGGCGCGGGCCUGGGCGGCCCCCAAAAGAUGGCAUCAUGUCUAAACGGGAGCGUCGUCUGCUGAAGAAGCAGCUCGAGGCCCAGCAGUCGCAGAAGACUGUGCCUCAAGAACCACCCGGUGAGAAGAUCAAGCGCCCAGUCGGCCGGCCUCGGAAGAAUCCUUUGCCGGAAGGUGACGAGAAGCCAGAGAAACGGAAAUACACCAAGCGGAAGAGAGAAGACGACGAAGAGGGAUCGGAUGGGGAGAGACAGGCCAACAAGAAGGAUAAGAAGGUGCGGCCCAAGUCACCACCGCUCGACUUGAGAAGAGAAGACUACACGGAAGAGCAGCUGCAAAAGCCUGCCAAGAAUUACGUUGUGCUCAUUGAUGAGGCUUUGACUGCCGGGCCACCAGAGGGUCUACAUUUGAAACAGAUCUACAAGAGAAUCACGGCGAGGUAUCCUUGGUAUUACUUCUUUGCAGAGACGAAAGGCUGGGAAAGCAGUGUACGGCAUAAUCUUAUCGGAAAUGAUGCCUUCAAGAAGAACGAGGAGACCAAUCUCUGGCAGCGGAUUCCAGGGAUCGAGCUCGAUGCUGGCAAGAAGCGCAAAGUCACCACACCGGAACCUCACCUGGGCAAUGCGCUCAACAUGGGGCAGCAGCAGCAGUACUACCACAAUGGGAACUACAUGCAACACGGUGGUAUGGGAAAUGGAAUCAAGUUCGAAGAUGGGCUACCCGGACAGCAUUCGACGUAUCCUGCGCCACCUAUGGGUCAACACAACCAACCAUAUGCCAAUCUCCAAGCACAACGCAGUACUCAGCAUGUUCUCAUGCCGCAGUCUCAAGGUCCAACUGCCGUACAAUCGCCGGUGGCCGCUGCUGGUGCUGUAAUGCCCCAGCAGGCGCCCAGGCCCCAGCAGAGCGCCUACAGUUCACCAUACGCCCGGCCACCGCCGUCAGCCAAUAUUUCGGGCAACGCAGGCAACAUGGUCCCAAAUACUCAUUCUCGCACCCCCAGUAUACAUCAGCCAGCAGCGCAAGUUCCCCAGGCCCAGCCUGCUGGAAUUGUUGCCAGCUCUGCGGGCUCUAGUCAACCCGGACUUCACCCAGACGACGAGAAGGCGCUUGCAACUUUCAAGGAUAACAUGCUAAAAGCCCUCUCGAAGAGCGUGCCUUUGGCGAAGGCCACACAGCUGAUAGAGACUGCUUUCAAUCGUGCCCUUGGCCUGCCUUCGCAGGCGUCCAUACCAGGUUUCGAGACUGUGGAGAAGAGAUUGACAGAUGGUGCAUUAGAUGUUCUCCGGGAAACUCGCAACAAGCGCCAGAACCCACCACCUUCAGCUUCACCAGCACCUGCGCCGCCUUCAACACAGCAGUCGACGCCGGCUCUACGUCCAAGUCCCGCGGCCGCACCAAACGUGGAUGCAGAGAUACAGGCAUCGGUCAAGGCCUUCCGCGACAACUUUGUACUGUCUCUGAAGCAAAAGACCAACCAGGCUGAAGCCAUUGUAGACUCGGCCAUCAACCAAGCUCAGGGCUUACCAAGUGCCGGCAAAUUCAAGGGUUGGGAACAAGUCCAUGAUCUUUUGGUCGAGCAUGUUACCAAAACCAUCAACGGCGCACGCAAGAAACAUGGCUUGCAACCUCUUGGCACUGCACCUGCGAGUGCAGGACAAUCUCAAGGUACCCCGUCAGCAACAGUGCGCCAGACCCCAUCGGCAUCCCCUGCACCAGUGCAGCCGUCUACACCCUCAACGACGGCGAAUGGUCCGAAACAGCAGGAUUCCCAGCCGCCUCCGGCUCAGCGGACCCCUUCUGCACCGAACCAGGCCACCCCAACAAUGCCCUCUGUGCCCAGGCCUGGCAUUUCGGUAGCUCGCCCUUCGUCUAUUGGCAUUGCCCGACCUGGUGCCGUCUCAAUAGCCCGCCCUUCGAUAAACCGCCAGACUUCGGCGGCCCCGACAACCAUGUCCCCAUCUGCGCCUCCAUCUGCACCUGCAUCCGCCCCUGCUCCGCCUUCAGCACCUCCACUAGGAAGUCAACCUGCAACUGCUCCGACGCCCGCCCCAUCGACCACUCCGAUGCUAACCCCUGCUCCACAAACUACGCAGGUAGUCCAGGCGCCAGCGGCAUCUGCGGCUCCAGCUCUUGCCCCGGCUUCUGCUGGACCACCACAUCCGAUCUCUGCUGGUAUUGGUGUAAAUGGGGGUGUUGCCAGGUUUCAGGAUUCACCAGUCCCCAAGACAGUCAGCCCUGCUCUUCAGACAAUGGCCCACCCGCCAAUGCCAAAGACCGCAAGUCCAGCCCCGCCGCCGACGACAACGCCCAGUGCCGGGGUCAUGGAGCAGAUUAUGGGCCAGAAACGAGGGCAAAGCAACGAGAAUGCGCAGCAACACGAGCCAAAGAAGCUGCCCACCUCUUCAUAG
Neoarthrinium moseri is the source of this 4656-nucleotide messenger RNA. RefSeq lists its product as uncharacterized. The record is from RefSeq and is a predicted model, not a curated record. Gene Ontology annotation, cellular component: nucleus. The transcript has a single exon. Gene Ontology annotation, molecular function: protein binding; sequence-specific DNA binding; DNA-binding transcription factor activity. The coding region runs from base 1 to 4656 and encodes 1551 amino acids. Gene Ontology annotation, biological process: regulation of ribosomal protein gene transcription by RNA polymerase II. Lineage: Eukaryota; Fungi; Ascomycota; Sordariomycetes; Amphisphaeriales; Apiosporaceae.